GUCCCCUCCCGUCCACCUCAUCAUCUUCAUUCAUUCAUCUGUCUUCUUCGUCCUUGCUUCAUCAUCGAUCGUCUCCCUUCCCUUCCUAGAUCAAAAUCUGCUCUGCCCAACCAUUUACAAUAUCAAAUCAUGCUUACCGCUUCAUCUUCCAUUUUGUCCGCCUUCCGGUUCUGUGCUGGUGCACACUCCACUUCCCCUGCGAUAUUAUUGUGCCCCUGCCCUCGCAUGUACCACACUCUCUUAUGCAGAGACCCUCUUCUCAGUCUCACUUCGCCCAGAAAUAAUACUUGUUCUACGACACUCAACCACCGCUCGCAUUUCCAUCCUUUCAUUUCUGCUGCUUCCUCUAGAAACGACACUGAAACCAGUCCGCCUCAGAAAUUCGCCCUUCUCCUUGAAGUUGAAGGGGUUUUGAUUGAUGUUUCUCGCGUGGGCAACCGCCAAGCAUUCAAUGCAGCAUUUAGAAAGCUGGGGUUGGACUGUGCAAAUUGGUCUCAACCAGUUUAUUCAGACCUUGUAAGGAAGAGUGCUGGAGAUGAAGAAAGGAUGCUAAUUUUGUUUUUUAACAGGAUUGGUUGGCCUACCUCAGUUCCCACUAGUGAAAAGGGAGCUUUUCUGAAAACUGUUCUUCGGGAGAAGAAGAAUGCCUUGGAAGAUCUUGUCAUGUCAAAAGCUUUUUCCUUGAGACCAGGUGCUGAAGAGUUCAUUGAUGAUGCUUUUAAAGAAGAAGUACCUGUGGUUAUCUUCACAGCAUACAGUGGUGGUGGAGAAAAGGUUGCAAGAUCUAUUGUUGAAAAGCUUGGAAGUGAUAGAAUGUCUAAGAUAAAGAUUGUUGGAGAUGAUGAAGUAAAACAAAGUUUCUAUGGCCAGCUUGUAUUUGGCAAGGGGGUGUCUUCCAGUUUGGAUGAGCUGUUAGCUGAGGAAGUGAGAAAAUCAGCUUCUGCUGAGAAGCAAAAAAUUGCCGAGGAGGUUGCCUCCAUGCUGAAACUGAAAGUUGACCUUAACACUAGUUCCAGUGAGAGUCUCAAAAAAAUUGUUGCUGCACUAAGAGCAGGAGCAGAAUAUGCUGGUUUACCUGUCAGCAACUGCAUUCUGGUUGCUGGAAGCCAGGUUGGAGUUGCGGCAGCUGCACGAAUUAGCAUGCCUUGUGUAGUUUUGCGGAGCAGUUCAACAUCAAGAGCUGAGUUUGGUUCUGCAGUAUCUACAAUGGAUGGAUUUGGUGGUGCAGAUUUGAGCAUUUCUAGACUUCGCAGAAAAUUUUUACCUGAAGAUUAGUUGUCCCCAGUUAUAAGUUUGGCGUGUAUUUGCAUAUGUGGAAUUAAUUAUUUCCUGAAACAUGUUGUUCUUGCUGCUGCCUGCAUAUCUUUACUGGUGUAAGAAAACUUGAUGGUUCAUGUACAAUGUUCUACUAGCUGAACUGACUAAUUUUCUGCAUAAAGUUGUUUGUUUUCGGAACUUA
Messenger RNA from Andrographis paniculata, 1459 nucleotides. Its product is annotated as CBBY-like protein. Gene Ontology annotation, molecular function: hydrolase activity. The record is from RefSeq and is a predicted model, not a curated record. NCBI's taxonomy places the organism in Eukaryota, Viridiplantae, Streptophyta, Magnoliopsida, Lamiales, Acanthaceae. The transcript is spliced from 11 exons. The coding region runs from base 130 to 1275 and encodes 381 amino acids.